Sphenostylis stenocarpa is the source of this 315-nucleotide messenger RNA. The record is from the annotation of a GenBank genome assembly. Lineage: Eukaryota; Viridiplantae; Streptophyta; Magnoliopsida; Fabales; Fabaceae.
AUGCCUGCACUAAAUUUCAUCAUCACCCCCUCUUCCCCCUGUUUCAUACCUCUCUGCAUUUUCCACUCCCUUCUCAUAUCUGCUUCAUCCUCAACCUUAUCAUUCAGAUACCACAAUUUGCCAGUGGAUGUACAUGCCAAACAGGAACCACAAGAGUGCUACAAACGUCUUGAAACGUUCAUUGAAAAUAAGUGUGUGAGAAGAAUUGACCAUUUUAAGAUAUCCCACACUGUUUGGGGCAAAAACAAGGUUUCUUUAACUUGUGCUAAAAUCUCCAAAGAUGACGUGCAGGAAGAGGUUGACUUUAAAUCAUAA